Messenger RNA from Melampsora larici-populina 98AG31, 1554 nucleotides. RefSeq lists its product as uncharacterized. The transcript has 2 exons. Bases 1 to 1554 code for a protein of 517 amino acids. Lineage: Eukaryota; Fungi; Basidiomycota; Pucciniomycetes; Pucciniales; Melampsoraceae. The record is from RefSeq and is a predicted model, not a curated record.
AUGCAAAAUGAUCAACCUUUAUCAUCUGAAGAAAUUAAUUCCGCUAAUAGGGCGACAAGCCUUUACCAAAAACUCAAGUCUAUUCUCUUUGAUUACGACAAAGCGAAUGGCAGUAGAGUCAUUCCCAUGCGAGUCCUCUGCGGGCUGUUCGCUGAAGUCUACCCUCCGACAGACCAAAAAUUGCAGCUAUGGAUUUACAAUUUCUCCGUCUUUGGGAGAGCCGCCGUGGAACUCGACUCUAAAGCGGGACGUCCACUUUACCAGCUCGUGGGCAAAAACCACAUAUGGCCAAAUUCCGUCAGAAGCCUUAUGGAAGCUGAGCCAGCGAUUCUUAGCACUCAGUGCGCCUUCGGAAGGCCAUUGGAAGGUGAAAUCAAUUGCUCGGUCUCUAACAAAAAACUCUUGGACAUUGCCAAGGCCAGCUCAGCGGCGAGACAUGGUGCCAACCCCGUUCCUUCAUCCUCUCAACAAAAGGGUAAAGGCCGUCAAUCGAGAAGUCCUCGUAAAUCCAGGAGCCCUCGUCGUCACUCUCAGCAAUCCAGCCCAGAGCUCCGUUCCCGCCACAGCCCAGAAAGACAUUGCCAGGCUAGCCAAGAUCUUUGUCGACAUUUCUCAAGGAGUCCCCUCGACGUCAAUUUGGCUCAACUAACCAAAUAUAACCCCAAAGGUAUUCAAUUUGAAAAAGCCUUUCAAACGUUUGUCAGCUCAGCUAGAAAAUCAUCAAAAAAGUUCGCCUUUCAAUCAGCAGAAGAAGAACCGCAAGACAAAAUCAUUGAUACCAUUGCUAGAGAAAUCAAACAAAUCAAGGUCAAAUAUAAAGAUGAUAUCAAGAGGGAAACAGAACUCUUUGAAGCUAGCCCAGCAAAGCCAGACCAAUGGCCAUAUUCCCAGAUUAAAGACCUCUUGGAGUAUAAAUUUGUGGACCUGGAAAAAGUCUAUGCGGAUAUAUAUGGCAAACCGGGAGCCAUCAAGAUGAUCAAAAUCAAUGAGUCUAAGGAUUUGGAGUUUGAUGAGAAGAUCAAAGGUGCCCCCAUCCUUGACAAAAGCAAUUGGCAUCACCUUGUCUCUCUCCUUAGCGCUACUUACCAGGCGGCCUUUCCCCCAGCUAAGAAAAAUAUCAAAAGUUACUUCGAGUACAUUCUGGAAUUGGCCAGCGAUCCUUCGACAGGCAUCCACUGGAUCGAUGUUCGAGACUUUGACUCGGUGCUACGCCUUCAAUUCUCUCGUCACUCCUGGAUUGCGUUCGGCGAUUGGACCAACCCCAAACUUAAGUACCUCGAGAACAAAAUCUUAUUCAGCAAAAUUAGUCGAAUUAAUGAAGGAGCUGAGAUCAUUAAGACACAAACUCACCAACCAAAGGCAUCGUCUUUGAAAACCCAGUUGUCGUCAUGGUCAAACCCUAAACAAAAACCCACCACACCAAAGCCCAAAAAAUCUAGGCUUAAUUUUUCCUACGAAAUCAACGACACCAGUUUGUGGAAGAUGGAUGAGGACGGUGACUGCAAGCAACAACAUCAAGUAUGCAACAAAGUGGGAUGCAAUGCCGAUCAUUGA